Molecule: messenger RNA, 1860 nt
Organism: Aureobasidium musti
Lineage: Eukaryota; Fungi; Ascomycota; Dothideomycetes; Dothideales; Saccotheciaceae
Source: the annotation of a GenBank genome assembly
AUGAGGACAGGCGUUUCUCUUCUUGCGGCCACAGGUCUGCUGGGCUCUGUGUUUGCUGCUCCUGCUCCUGCACCAAACCGUGUCAAGCCUCGACAGAAAUCUGCAGUUCAAUUCCUUGACAACACAAACAAUCCCACCGCCACUCCUUUUGGACCUGCUGGUGCUUCUGGCUCGCUCAGAGGUGGAUCUGAACUCUUGGGCGUUAAUCCUACCAAUGUCAUCAAGUCUUACAACCCUGGUGUUGUGCCGUCAAGUGCCUAUAGUGUAGGUCCGCUACAGACUGCAGAUGCGGAUACUGGAUUCUACCUUGAUCUGAGUCAGAUUGAGAACCCGCAGCCUAUCCGUGGUGAAGGAGGAAAAUCACCUACAGACCCUGGGCCAAGGAAUGAGAUGAUUGAGAAGCAGAACCCGGACCUGUAUGCUCCUCCAGGUACCGAUGCCGGCGAUGUCUCGAACGCUAAAUGGCCCCUUGGUCUUUCUCACAACAGACAUGGAAAGAACGGCGCAGGAUGGGCAAGACAGCAGAAUGUCGAUAUUCUUCCCGUGGCCAAGAACAUGGCUGCUGACAGGUUCUCAGGNCACCAAGCCAACGAGUGGUCAUACAUUCUGAACGGCUCAGUCCGCAUCAACGCCGUCAACGAAGCCGGCGAGACCUUCACCGACGACCUAUCCCAAGGCGACGUCUGGUUCUUCCCUGCCGGAGUGCCUCACAGCAUCCAAGCCGGCCCCACCGGCGUCGAAUUCCUGCUCGUGUUCGACGAAGGAAGUUUCAGCGAAGACAACACCUUCCUCGUCUCCGAGCUCUUCGCCCGAAACCCCAAAUCCGUGUUGGCCAAGGACUUGCGCGUCGAUCUCUCAGCUUUGGACAAUAUUCCCCAAGACCAGUUGUAUAUUUUCAAUGGCUCGGCUUAUCCAGCUAAUGUCUCUGAUCCUUUGAACAAUGUUACUGGUCCUGCAGGCAACAUCCCCAACUCUAAAGGCUACUCUUACCACUUUUCUGAACAAGCACCUUACGAAGUCCCCGGUGGCAGUGUCAAGAUUCUCGACACGCAGACUUUCCCAGCAGCUUUUGAUUUCGCCGUCGGUCUGUUCACAAUCAAGCCCGGCGCCAUGCGCGAACUGCACUGGCACACCACUUCCGACGAAUGGGACUUUAUCCUCUCAGGCCAAGGCCGUCUGACUCUCUUCCAAGCACCCCAAGCCUCUCGCACAUUCGACUUCCAAGCUGGCGAUGUAGGCUAUGUGCCUGUAGUCACUGCACACUACCUCGAAAACACUGGCACAGAAGACUUGAUCUACAUUGAAGUGUUGCAAGCGCCCAUCUACAACGAUAUCAGUGUUGCACAGUGGUUGGGCUUGACGCCUAAACAGGUCGUCAAGGAACAUCUUGGGUUCAGCGAUGAUACGCUUAAUCGUCUGCCUAAGAUCAAGCCGUUUAUCUUGCCUGGAAGUACGGAUUUGGGGGCGACGAACUUCACCUCUGAGGUUGAUGAGAAUGCUAUUGCGGUACUUGUGCAUCACAUCAGCAAAGAACAGCUAGUCAGACAGAUUUGGACAGAAAAGAAGAAAUUUCUGCUAUUGCUGCGCAGACCUGAUGACUUACUCCAUCUGCUGGACGGGAUGAUCCGGACAAGGAGCAUACACAUGGUCAACGACACAGACGAGGAACAGACGUUGGUAGAUGACACGGACGAGGAGGAAUUGCAAGCUAAUAGCAUGGAUGAAGAGGAGAUACUGGCUGAUGAUGUUGUCGAUGACGAUGAUAAAGCCGACAAUCUUGCAAAUGACCACACAUCAGCAGACGAGGAACCUACUAUAAAAGCAAUCAGGAAGACUGCUCGCUCUAGCCGGAAGUAUUAG